CUGGCCACACCGCACGCUCGUCUGUGCAAUUCACAUCAACGUGUAUUUGCAUUGUACUUUGCCUUUGGAUACAGUAUUGGAUUUUUUGCAGCGCUUGCUGUGUGCUCGCGGUCUCCUCAGAGACCCAACUAAAGGAUGGUCAGUCAGCAGAAGUGUUGGGAAGCCUUUAUUUUUUCGCUGCCAACCUUUUAAUCGCUCUGGGGCGAAAUAAACCUCGCUGACAGGGAAUUUAGUGCACGUCUUUCUUUCUUUUUUUUCCCCCCUUCCUUCGCUUUCUCUUUCCAAUAUGCAAUUAUUGUGCGCGGAUGGAGGUGACUUCCCUCAGAAUUGAUGCCAAAUACUGAAAAGUGCAAUCUGCGUGUGAGAUUAUCUGCGGAGCUGGGAGAAGUUUGACUGCGCAGCGUCUUGUGUGGAAUGGGCGAUGGAAUGUGCUACAGCUUUGCAAUGAGACGUCUGUGGGUCUGUAUCUUGCUUGUGAGCAUCACCUGCCGUCUGAGCCUCUCCCAGGAUGUAACUGGAACUCCCAAAGAGGCAGAAUUAAAUGACAACAUCACCAUCUUCACACGCAUCCUGGAUGGACUGCUGGAUGGUUAUGACAACAGACUCCGCCCUGGACUGGGAGAAAAGGUGACGGAGAUCAAAACCAACAUCUUCGUCACAAGUUUUGGUCCAGUGUCCGACACUGAGAUGGAAUACACUAUUGACGUGUUCUUCCGCCAAAGUUGGAAAGAUGAGAGACUUUGCUUCAAAGGCCCGAUGGAGAUGCUUCCCCUGAAUAAUCUCCUGGCCAGUAACAUCUGGACGCCCGACACCUUCUUCCUCAACGGGAAGAAAUCCAUCGCCCAUAACAUGACCACACCUAACAAGCUGCUGCGGCUCAAAGACGACGGGACUCUUCUCUAUACCAUGAGACUGACAAUAUCAGCAGAAUGCCCCAUGCAACUGGAGGAUUUCCCCAUGGACGCCCAUGCUUGUCCCCUUAAGUUCGGAAGCUAUGCGUAUCCGGUCUCGGAAGUGGUCUACACGUGGACCCAGGGAGCAGCCAAGUCGGUGGUGGUGGCAGAGGAAGGCUCUCGGCUCAAUCAGUAUCACCUGAUCGGUCAGACCGCGGGGACGGAGGACAUCUACACCAGCCGAGGUCAGUACACCGUGAUGAUGGCUCACUUUUACCUGAAGAGGAAGAUCGGCUACUUUGUCAUCCAGACCUACAUGCCCUGCUUCAUGACCGUGAUUCUGUCCCAGGUUUCCUUUUGGCUCAACCGGGAAUCUGUGCCAGCGCGGACUGUGUUCGGUGUGACCACAGUGCUCACCAUGACCACUCUCAGCAUCAGUGCUCGAAACUCGCUGCCUAAAGUGGCGUAUGCCACGGCCAUGGACUGGUUCAUCGCCGUCUGCUAUGCCUUUGUCUUCUCUGCCCUCAUUGAAUUUGCUACGGUCAAUUAUUUCACAAAGAGGAGCUGGGCCUGGGAUGGAAAAAAGGCGAUGGAGGCCCAACAGCCCAAGAAAAAAGAUCCUCUGGCUCUGUCUAAAAAGCCAAACAACACCUGUUCAGCCGGUGUGAAUUACACGACCAACCUUACAAAGGACACGUCUAUCUCCACCAUUUCAAAUAGCACAGCUGUUCAGCUCAAACCGUCUGAAACCAAGGCCCCAGACCCCAAAAAGACUUACAACAGCGUGAGCAAGAUUGAUAAGAUGUCCAGGAUAGUGUUCCCAGUUCUGUUUGGGACCUUCAACCUGGUGUACUGGGCCACGUAUCUCAAUAGGGAACCCGUGAUCAAAGGAGCUGUGUGAGCUCUGUGAUGAGGGUUCAUCCUCCUGACAACCACUUCAGGAUUUGAUAACUGGAACGCAAUCAAAAACAAUGCCAAGCACUUAGUCCUUGUAUCAUAGAUGUGUUUUUUUAGGUCACUGGGUUACAUUGCAUGUCUGUCGCUUCAGGAAAAUGUUGCCAUGUUUGCCUUGAGUUUGUACAUGUAGGAUUAACAACUUCUCCUUGAAAUUAGUUUAGUUUAUCUCAUUUCAGAACUUAGUCACUGAUUCAUUUCUGCCAACUUUUGGAUUUUUGAAAUGUUAGCAUUUGGCAUUCACAUUUUCUCCUCGAGUCUACAGUAGAUGAUGGUAAAGCAAGGCCAAAUGCUAUGCAAAAAACAACAUUUUUACUGUGUUAAUACUCAAAAAAAAAAAAACGGCUUUUAUCUUUGUAACUCUUACUUUGUACAAAAUGGGCUGGAAGUCCAGGUAUGCGAGGCUGGGCCCUGGCACAUGGAACUUCGCUUCCUUGUUAAAAGCAGAUGAAUAGCCAUGCUAAAUGUGUUGCCUUCAGAGUGUGAUAACUCAUUAUGAAUGCACUGAAAUCUCAUGCAACUACUUUUUCAGAAGCCAGUGUGAAAACGUUCAUUCAAAUGACGACUCUUGUUGAUCUCUGUUUUGUUAUUUUUCUGGAUUCAGAAUGGCCAGUUCCCCAUUAAUACUGUUUUUUCUGUUUGUGUUGAGAUUAAACAGGGACAGAUCUCCAGCUAAAGUGACAGUGGCAGCUUCUGUUCCCAGGUCACCGUGUUAAGGAAUCCUGUAUGUAUGUCUGUUUGUCUGUAUGUAUGACCAUAGUUGAAUAAACAUGUAUAUAUGCCCUGCUUUUAGAAAAGCAUCACUAAGCCAGUAAGGUUAGCUUCUAUGUUAUGCAUAUACAGCAACACAGUGUUACUCUAGUCUAGUGCUUCAUUGACUGGAUAUUGAAAAAAGAGCAGAAAAGCUUGAGCUUUAGCAUUUUUGAAUAUAUAAAGCUUUUUUAAACAUUUUCUUUUUUCAGAUAAGUUCGGUGUUUCCAUAAGCUUUGAUGAUAACUUGAUAAAUAUUUGGAUGCUAUGAGCAGGAUCACUAUUUUUGUCAUAAUUAACUUCUGUCGUUAAGAGACUGACUUGAGCUCAUCAGGUUAUCAAGCUUAACAGAGACAGAAAGUCACAAUGACAAGGUUGUUGAGCAUUUUCAGCAUCGUCAUUUUAAAUCAUGUUACCGUUGCUAUUUUUAGGGUUUUCAGGCAAAAGUGUCAGAUCAGGUAUUAAUAUGAAUUUGUUGUUAAAUAGUGAAGUGCUACCUUAAAAGAAUAAGUUCGACAUUUUGAGAAAUAUGCUUAUUAUGCCAGUAGUUAGAGGAGAAGAUUGAUACCACUCACAUGUCCGUUUAGUACAUAUGAAGCUACUGGUUAGCUUAGCUUAGCAUAAAGACGAGAAGUAAUCAAUUAUACUGCAACUUUUACGGAAAUUAGCUUCUAUGAUUUAUGUCGGUACGAUAAAAUUUGAAGCUGUUGCAAGACAACAGUUAGCUUAGCUUAGCAUAAAGAAAAGAGGGAACAGCUAGCCUUGCUUAGGGGAAAUCCGCCUACCAGCUCGCUAAUUUAACAUCUUGUAUCUCAUUUGUAUUAUACUGUAUGCACUGUACAGUGGCUUCUGAUGACUCCAACAGGCUGUUGCAUUAGUUUGAAAGUUGUAAAGGAGUUACGCAUUAAUUUGAACUUGAAUUAAACAAAGAAAAAGCUGCAUCUUAUAAUCACAACAACAGUUUUUGUAUAAAUUUAGGUUAGGAUGGGCUGUUAAUUAUUGACUUUUAGUUGUGUUGUUAGGUGUGUUUACAGAGCCGGGUUAGCCGUUUCCUCCUGCUGAGAUGCUAAGAUAAGCUAACUGUUGUUGGACCGUAGCUUCAUACAUCUACAGACAUGAGACUGGUAGGUAUUCCUUUAAUGGAGCCCAAUGUAAAACACUUUUAUGGUCACCAUAAGACCAUAAAAAGUCAAGCUUUUUGCAUGAUUCUCACUGCAAAAGGCUGCAUGUACAACAGGUCAGCAGAGUCGGUUCUGCAGUCUUCAUCGUUCUCCCAGAAUUACACUUUAAGCCUCUUGUCUCUAUGAACAGUUUAAAUAUGAGCGUGAUCUACUCAUGUGACUUUAUGCCUUCUGUGUGGCCUGCCACUAUUUAAUAUGUUUAUGGAGCACACCAGUUGUAUUGCAUUAUUAUUACAUUUAAGUGAAUUUUAGGUCCAGCCUGUUCUUUAAAUGCAAAUAUCUGAAGCAAUAAAUAAUGCUCAUAUGAAUAAUGGUUAUGGUAAUAUGUUUGAAUCAUUUGGCCUUCAUUUUGUUGAUGUCUUUAUCCAGAUGUUAUCCCUUU
Messenger RNA from Seriola dumerili (greater amberjack), 4160 nucleotides. RefSeq names its product gamma-aminobutyric acid type A receptor alpha5 subunit (gene gabra5). Lineage: Eukaryota; Metazoa; Chordata; Actinopteri; Carangiformes; Carangidae. Gene Ontology annotation, cellular component: GABA-A receptor complex; postsynapse; neuron projection. Gene Ontology annotation, biological process: synaptic transmission, GABAergic; signal transduction; gamma-aminobutyric acid signaling pathway. Bases 415 to 1794 code for a protein of 459 amino acids. Gene Ontology annotation, molecular function: benzodiazepine receptor activity; GABA-gated chloride ion channel activity; inhibitory extracellular ligand-gated monoatomic ion channel activity. The record is from RefSeq and is a predicted model, not a curated record. The transcript has 10 exons.